GAUGGUUCUACCGAGAGACGGCUUCUCAGAAGAGACUACUUCUUCAUCUUCAAACAAACAAAAAAAUCAUCGAUUCUGUUUCCCGUUUGAAUAUUAAAACAUUAUGCUUUCGCUAAACGAUUUACUGUAAGUUGUUAGGGUUUUCUCGAGCAAUAAAUCUUUCUCCUUAAUCUCUCUCCAUUUUUGCGCUACCAUUGAAUCCAAAUUGUUAGGGUUUUCUCACGCUUUAAUCAAUAUGCAAAAUUUCUUUCCAACAUUGCGAUUAAUUGGGAGAAGCAAAUUGUUGCGACAGAAUAAAGUUAAAUCGUUCAUUCGGCAUCGGAAUCGCACGAUCAAUUUAGAUGAUAUUGGGAAUUGUGUUCAAGUUCGAUGUUUAAGCAGCAUUGCUGGAUUUGAUUAUUUUUCUUCAAGAAAUUUAAUUCAUCGGCAUCAGAAUUCUUUCUAUCUUUUUGAGAAUUUGCAGAAGAGAUGGUUUUUAGGUAUUGGAGACGGUGAAGAAGGAAGUGCUUUAUCUAAAGUCCAUGAAGAAAGACUUGUUCUUGGCUACUCCCCUGAGCAGCUCUUUGCUGUUGUUGCAGCUGUAGACUUUUAUGAAGAUUUUUUACCUUGGUGUCAAAGAUCUGAGAUACUCCGACAUCAUCCUGAUGGGUCAUUUGAUGCUGAGCUAGAGAUUGGUUUUAAAUUUCUAGUGGAAAGUUAUGUCUCACAUGUGGUCUUAGACAAGCCAAAAUUGGUCAAGACCACUGCAUCUGAAAGCAAUCUUUUUGAACACUUGAUCAACAUUUGGGAAUUUACCCCAGGACCGACUCCUGAAACUUGUAACAUUCACUUCUUGGUUGAUUUCAAGUUCCGCUCGCCUCUAUACCGGCAGGUGGCGUCAUUAUUCUUUAACGAGGUUGUAUCUCGAUUAGUCAGCUCGUUCACAGACCGCUGUCGUCUGUUAUAUGGGCCAGGAGCAAUCGUUGAGCAAAAGGCAUAGGAAUUUGCAGUUAACUCGGUAACUCACCCCUUUGCGACUUCUGCUUGGUGACGUGCCAAAUGAUACAGUGACAUCAACUGAAAUUUAAAAUUUGCAGUAAACCGCUUAUUGUGGCGUCUGCUUGACACCAUGUCUAAUGUAUAGUGACAUCAACUGAAAGUCUGAAACUUGGUUAUGUCAAUUGAAAGUUAGGAGCUCAAUGCGUGAGCCUGUUUAACUGUGCGUUGUAUUCUUUAGAUUCUUUUCUUCAAACAGUUCCUUGAAGCUCUAUAAUUUACAAACUUCAUUGUGUACGAUUCAGAAAUUUUAGAUUGGAAGUUUAGGUGAUUAUAGGUUGGCUUCGAUGGAAAUUGGGAGGACUUAUUUUUUUAUAAAUUGUCAAUGACGAAGCCUGCAUACGUUUUUUCCUUUUUAAAGAACAUUUAACUUUUGAAAAUUGAAUGUUCUAAAUAUUCCCUAUCAAUUUGUGUCUAUGUUCUAACUAAUCUUAUCAAGCUCAUUGAAGUGAAUUGGCUUUGCAAUUUGAAGUCUACAGAUAACUUAUUAAAAGCGAGUUAGAGCCGUUUGCAGUUGAAAUUUGUCCAUGAAUGGUAGCAGAAGGGCCACACAAAACAUUCUUAAAACUUAAAUGUAGGGUUGAUCAUGAGUUAGGUCUGGGUUUGGUUGGAGUUGGGUCUGACUAAACCUAGACCUAUUUGUUUUGUGUAGAGUCUCAAUUUCAAACUUGGUUUUAAAUUUGUAGAUCUUAACCUGGACUUGUUGGGUCUAAUAGUCUAAGAUCAUAAUUCCUAGAAUUGAACCUAAAUACAUUAGAUCCCAGGCCUUAAAAUUAAGGUUGGAUGUAAAACGAAUUAACCCAAU
Molecule: messenger RNA, 1840 nt
Organism: Amaranthus tricolor (Joseph's coat)
Lineage: Eukaryota; Viridiplantae; Streptophyta; Magnoliopsida; Caryophyllales; Amaranthaceae
Exons: 4
Coding region: 236-979 (247 amino acids)
Biological process (GO): ubiquinone biosynthetic process; cellular respiration
Molecular function (GO): ubiquinone binding
Source: RefSeq, a predicted model, not a curated record